Molecule: messenger RNA, 435 nt
Organism: Arabidopsis arenosa
Lineage: Eukaryota; Viridiplantae; Streptophyta; Magnoliopsida; Brassicales; Brassicaceae
Source: the annotation of a GenBank genome assembly
UCCUACAGAGAACAACAAAGAAAGAAACCAAGUAAGAAGAAGAAGGAGAAGAAGAGUAUUCAAAUGGCACCAAGAAGUUCUUUGAUCCGCUUCGCCUUCGUCUGCAUUGUCUUGGCCGUUUUGGUCAUGACUGCUGAGUCGCACAACGGAGUCAACCACGGUCCGGCUAAGGCUCCAUCGGCACAUGAACAUGGUCCAGGUGCUCAUGCUCCGUCUCCAAGUGCUGCCACUUUCUCUGCCUACCCUCAGCUCAUCGCCACCGCAUUGGUCGGUGCUAUGUCUUUCGUCUUCUGAGAUGUGUUGCAAUUCAUCUUCAGAAUGUUUUUCUCUUUGAGUUUUAUUGAUGAUUACUUUCUUGUGUCUUCCUUCUUUUUCUUUUGUUUCUUCAAAGAUUGUGAAGUUCUGUUCGUAUCAUAAUAAAAUAUUGUUAUCUUU